This is a messenger RNA of Klebsormidium nitens, 1162 nucleotides long. Lineage: Eukaryota; Viridiplantae; Streptophyta; Klebsormidiophyceae; Klebsormidiales; Klebsormidiaceae. The record is from the annotation of a GenBank genome assembly.
AUGUGCGGCUUGGCCGACCAGGAGACGCCACGGAACGACAAGCCGGAGCCGGAGGUCCCUUCCGCUGUGGCUUCUCAACUGGCCUGGGAGGAAGCGUUUGAGCGCUACUUCGAAUCCCCAAAAGCGGCUGCUGUGCCAACGUCUAAGCAGCAACCAGGAGAGCACGCAAAGCAGGCGUUCCCGGAAGCUGUCGCACCGGCGCCGCUCUCCCCCUGCCCCCACGGACCGAGCAUCGAUGGCCUGAACCUCGACCCCAUCUUCCGCUGCGAUGACAUCUCUUCUUACCAGGACGAAGAGGAGCUCAUUCCGGCCCAGGCGGGCCUUCUUGAUGCGUAUCGCAGCGGCAGCCACACCGACUCCCCCAAAGUCUCUCCCCCCGCCCGCCUCUCCACCGGCGUCGGCUGCCACAUUCCUGGGCCCGGGGUCUUCAACCGGGCGCCCAUGACGAACGGAGUCAGCAACGGGCCAACCGGCCAGAAGGGGCGGCGCAUGACCAAGACAAUCUGCCCGGGAGACAGGGACCAGAAGCGCCUCAAACUGGCGGAGCGGCUGCCUGGAAACAAGGACGGCGCGACCGACGGCGGGCCCCACCUCAAAGAAGCAGGGAACGAGGACGGCUCUGCGUUUUGGACGCAGUAUGAAAACCCCGAGUACGAUCGAGACGAUCCAAGCAGCUUUUGAGACAUGUACGCUAUGGUCGGCCGUUAGAUAGGAAGAGUUUACGAGAGGAAAUAGGUGGAGCGAUAUGUGCUGAAUGGAAUAAGUUGAGAAUUGUCCCAAGACUGUCCGAUGAAGGGAGCUCGGAUGUGGAGUUUGCCAACAGCAGCCAGAAACGGUGUAAGUACCAAACAUUAUCUUGUGUUUUAGGACUAUUAUCCGGCACUGAUUGAGAUGUAGAGACCGGUUGCCAAAGAUUGUAGAGAGUAGAAGCGAGAAUUGAGGUGGAGCCUGCAGGAACUCAAUCCCAGUGAAGUGAGGCGCACGACUUUGAGAUGGUGGUUCAUGAAUAGCGGCUGACUUCCAAAAAGAGCAGGGUCUAUCGGUGAGGUUUACCGCGAGCAGAGCAAGGUGUGAAGUAGCGUACGAUUGGUCAAGCGUGUGCAGGUGUACAAUUCAGAGAAAGUAUAGCAUCGAAUUGAGCAAGCCUGCCGAUAGACUGAGC